CUAUUGAGGAAACAUUCCCCCCACUCUCUGCGUCCCUCCGAGAGGAAAGAAAAGUUGUCCUUUUUAAAUUUCUAUCCACGUCCUUUUCCUCCUCUUCUCUCUUUCUGCGUGCCUUUGCUCGGCUCCCCCCCUCCCCACCCUUUGCAGGGCUUAAAGAGAAAGCCCAGGAAAACGUGGCUGCAUCCCAGGGUUUCUCUAGGUCAACUCUUUUAUUGUUGAAAAAGGACCUGAAGAAUUCAUUCAGAAUCCGGCAGCCUUCUCGUCCUCCUGCCGCCCUUCCCCUUCCCACUCCCCCCCUUUUAUUUUUGCUACCCCCUGGACUUUUGGAAUUUCAUCUGGAUUAUCCUCUGGCAAGCUGGUCAGAUUGGAAGACACGGCAACAGACAUUGGAGAACUUGGUCUUCUGCAGUGUGCAAGUCAAUUCCCAACAACCCCCCCUUGCUCCCCCAAUCUAAGGGGGUUUGGUUUUUUCCAAAGACCAGUAGCCUCUAAGAAGGUCUGGAGAAGGUUGGCACAGAGAGGAGCUUUCUGGGACUGGUUUCCUCUCUCUGCUGCAAAGGAUGCUCCUUGUUUAACUUCUUUUCUGGCUCUUCCAGAGAGUCAUGACAGUCUGGCUUCCCAGCCUUGCGAACCUUUAUCUCUGGAGUGGGAUCUCCAGUUUAGACUGCUUUUCCCCUUGCCUGCCACCUGCCAGCACUUGUCGCUUUAAAUAACCCAACUGUGCAAACUGAGGGAGACUUGCCAAAGAUGCAAGGAUGGGGAAGGUGUCCUCCUCACCGUCAGCCUCUUCUUGAACGGGCUCCAUCCCAGGUUAUCUUCCUCCAAGCUUCCCUGCCCUUCUUCCAGUAAUUGAAGAAGAAGAAGAAGAAGAAGAAGAAGAAGAAGAAGAAGAAGAAGAAGAAGAAGAAGAAGAAGAAGAAGAAGAAGAAGAAGAAGGAGAAGCUGCUCCAGCUGCACGUGUCCCACAUUGGGAAGUUCUUGAUGGCUUCUCUAAGGAGAGUGAAAGUCUUGCUGAUCUUAAACUUGAUUGCGGUGGCUGGCUUUGUCCUCUUCUUGGCCAAGUGCAGGCCCAUUGUGAUGAAGAACGGAGAUGCUUUCCAUGAAAUUCAUCCCAGGGCAGAAGUGGCCAACCUGACAGCCCACCCAGCCAACCCCAUUCAAGAUGCGGUGCUGAAACGGUUGUCCCUUCUUGAGGAUAUUGUCUACCGGCAACUCAAUGGUCUGUCAAAAUCCUUGGGGCUUAUCGAAGGCUAUGGUGGUCGUGGCAAAGGUGGCCUGCCUGCCACUCUUUCUCCAGAGGAGGAAGAAAAAGCCAAGGGACCCCAUGAAAAAUAUGGCUACAAUUCCUAUCUCAGUGAGAAAAUAUCAUUGGACCGCACCAUACCAGAUUAUCGUCCAACUAAGUGUAAAGAGCUUAAAUAUGCAAAGGAUCUCCCACAGAUUUCUAUUAUUUUUAUCUUUGUCAAUGAGGCGCUUUCAGUCAUCCUGCGUUCAGUUCACAGCGCUGUAAAUCACACUCCAGCUCACCUCUUGAAAGAGAUCAUCCUCGUAGAUGACAACAGCGAUGAAGAAGAAUUGAAGGCACCACUGGAAGAAUAUGUCAACAAGAGAUAUCCAGGCCUGGUGAAGGUAGUCCGUAACCAGAAAAGAGAAGGUUUGAUCCGAGCUCGCAUUGAAGGCUGGAAAGUGGCCUCAGGGCAUAUCACGGGCUUCUUUGAUGCGCAUGUGGAAUUCACUGCAGGCUGGGCAGAGCCAGUUCUUUCAAGAAUCCAGGAGAACCGGAAAAGGGUCAUCCUCCCAUCAAUUGACAAUAUCAAGCAGGACACCUUUGAGGUGCAGCGCUAUGAAAAUUCAGCCCACGGGUACAGCUGGGAGCUGUGGUGCAUGUAUAUUAGUCCACCAAAGGAUUGGUGGGACGCAGGAGACCCUUCCUUACCUAUCAGGACGCCAGCUAUGAUUGGAUGCUCUUUUGUGGUGAACCGGAAGUUCUUUGGGGAAAUCGGUCUUCUCGACCCAGGGAUGGACGUUUAUGGUGGAGAGAACAUUGAGCUUGGAAUUAAGGUGUGGCUGUGUGGUGGCAGCAUGGAGGUUCUCCCUUGCUCUCGAGUGGCCCACAUUGAGCGCAAGAAGAAGCCGUACAACAAUAACAUUGGCUUCUACACUAAGAGGAAUGCACUGCGGGUGGCCGAGGUGUGGAUGGAUGAUUACAAGUCCCAUGUAUAUAUCGCAUGGAACCUGCCAUUGGAGAACCCAGGAAUUGAUAUUGGGGAUGUUUCGGAGCGAAAAGCAUUAAGAAAAAGUUUGAAAUGCAAGAGUUUCCAAUGGUACCUGGACCACGUCUACCCAGAAAUGAGAAGAUACAAUAACACCAUUGCCUAUGGAGAGCUGAGGAACAACAAGAUAAAAGAUGUCUGCCUUGAUCAAGGGCCACAGGAAAAUCACACGGCGAUCCUCUACCCAUGCCAUGGCUGGGGGCCACAGCUUGCUCGCUACACCAAAGAAGGAUUUCUGCAUUUAGGAGCUCUUGGGACCACAAUAUUGCUCCCAGAUACCCGCUGCUUGGUGGACAACGUGAAGAGUAAACUCCCUCAGCUACUUGACUGCGAGAAAGUCAAGAGCAGCCUCCAUAAGCGUUGGAAUUUUAUACAGCAUGGUGCAAUCCUAAACAAAGGGACAGGACGCUGCUUGGAAGUCGAAAAUAAAGGCUCGUCAGGUAUGGAUCUUAUUCUUCGCAGCUGCACAGGUCAAAGGUGGACAAUUAAACAUUUUAUCAAGUAGAGCGCCUCUUAUCCAACCUUCAAGAAUUCUUCGGACUGAGUUCUCACCAGGGGAAACAUUUUUUUAUCAAACCUUCCACUCUCAUCCACAAUAUCAGGGAAGACUCAUAAGGGAAGGUGUUUGCAUUGUUGUUGUUGUUGUUGUUAGGUUUUUUUUACAUUUUAUUUAUUUGAACUUUGGUUAUCUCUUUGCCAAACUCUGACUGACUGACAGAAUGAAAACAUUCCAGAUCUACAGUUGUCAUUAUCUUGAAGACUCAAGGAACAUCUUGGCUUAAAGACAAGUAAUGAAAGCUUACAAACGUUUCCAAAAAUAACCCAAAUCCCCAAUCCAGCUACAGGACCAGCAAAUUAUAUUUGAGGUUCAGAGAUGAAAUUUUUGAUAUUCUUUUAUUUGAAUGCACACAAUCUUGGAAAUGACCUAACAUAUUAAUAUGGAAUACCAUGUCAAAAGAUUUAAAACAAACAAACAAACAAACCCAGUCAUCUUCCAUGAAGGUAGCAUGAGAUGUGUAUCACAGCCUCAUUUGGAAGUUUGAAGUGCUCUGGAGUUCUAGAAGGACAUUUUAUAAACUUUUUGAAGAAUGUGUUCUUCAUAUCAAGCACACACCAUGUUGUUAUCGACUUUGUGCUACUAGUUCAAAGAGGAGCAAGAAUUAUCCUGAAAUGUCAUGAAUUGACAGGGAUGUUUUAAAAGAAGAGAUCUGCAGCAAAACACAAGAACGUGGACUUUGCCAUUGCAGUGAAUGGACCCUAACAUCUGUAUUACUCCCAUGAAAAUCCUCACACAUACAUUAAACCAAUUUGUUUGUGAAAGAUAUACAGCCAUAAAGGAUUGUUUCUGAAAUUGCAUACAUCACAUUGGAGUUGUGUAAGAAACUAAGAGCCUAAAUAACAAAAGCUAAACAAAAGAAUAGAUGGUUAUGGAAAAAAUUCUGUCUGUGUGAAAGCUAGGAGUCAAAAUUGACUUGAUGGUACAUAAUCAGUCAAUAUGGUGGAGAAGUGUAGAUUUAAAAAAAUAAGAGUGGAAAGGGGAAAAUUUCAUCACAAAGAGAUGAAAAGGAAAAGUAUGUUUACAAAAACAAAAAAAUCUUGGAGGAAAUUUCUAUUAAAA
Ahaetulla prasina is the source of this 3891-nucleotide messenger RNA. It is a transcript of the gene GALNT17, whose product is annotated as polypeptide N-acetylgalactosaminyltransferase 17. The coding region runs from base 982 to 2778 and encodes 598 amino acids. The record is from RefSeq and is a predicted model, not a curated record. Gene Ontology annotation, cellular component: Golgi apparatus. The transcript has 11 exons. NCBI's taxonomy places the organism in Eukaryota, Metazoa, Chordata, Lepidosauria, Squamata, Colubridae.